AUGGUUGUUCUCUCUCAACCACCAACAUUAGAUUUCAACCAAUAUUCACUUCUCCGAUCAACAUGCAAACCCACCGCUUCCUUUGCCGAUAUUCCCGAAAUUGACCUCUCAGAUCCCAACGCCAAGUUCCAUAUCGUCAAAGCUUGCGAAGAAUUCGGCUUCUUCAAGCUCGUAAACCACGGUGUUCCCGUCGAGCUGAUGACGAAACUCGAAGAUGAAUCACUCUGUUUUUUCAAACUUUCUAAGUCUGAGAAAGAUAAAGCUCGCACACCACACCCUUUAGGCUAUGGCUCUAAUGGCGAUAAGGGCUGGAUUGAAUAUCUCCUCCUUAACGCUAAUCCUCUUCCCAUUUUCUCCCAUGACUUCCUUUGCGCAGCGACGGAGUAUGUAACAGCGGUGAAGAAACUGAGCUGUGAAGUAGUGGAAUUAAUAGCAGAAGGAUUAAAAAUGGAGCGAAGAAACGCCAUUAGCAAGCUUCUAAAAGACGAGAAAGCUGAUUGUUGUUUCAGAGUAAACCACUAUCCCCCAUGCCCAGAAAUGCAGGGCUUAAGCGGACUAAACAAUAUGAUUGGAUUCGGCGAACACACAGACCCACAAAUCCUAUCAAUCUUAAGAUCAAACAACUCGACCGGUUUACAAAUCUGCCUCAGAGACGGCGCGUGGGUGUCAGUGCCAGCGGACGCCGCAGCGUUCUUCGUGAAUGUCGGCGACGUGCUGCAGGUGAUGACUAAUGGGAGAUUCAAAAGCGUGAAGCAUAAAGUGGUGGUGGAUCCGAACAGAGAGAGAGUUUCGAUGAUUUACUUUGGAGGGCCGCCGUUGAGUGAAAAGAUUACGCCGUUGCCGGAGGUAUUAAAAGACGGAGAAGAAAGCUUGUACAAGGAAUUUACAUGGUGGGAAUACAAAACGGCGGCGUAUAAGAGCAAAUUGGCUGAUUAUAGGCUUGGUGCGUUUGAAAAGAGUCCAAUUUGUUAA
Molecule: messenger RNA, 972 nt
Organism: Cucumis sativus (cucumber)
Lineage: Eukaryota; Viridiplantae; Streptophyta; Magnoliopsida; Cucurbitales; Cucurbitaceae
Product: gibberellin 2-beta-dioxygenase-like
Biological process (GO): gibberellin catabolic process; response to light stimulus
Source: RefSeq, marked provisional